Rhincodon typus (whale shark) is the source of this 402-nucleotide messenger RNA. Its product is annotated as methyl-CpG-binding domain protein 2-like. The annotation marks the transcript as partial. The record is from RefSeq and is a predicted model, not a curated record. The transcript is spliced from 3 exons. NCBI's taxonomy places the organism in Eukaryota, Metazoa, Chordata, Chondrichthyes, Orectolobiformes, Rhincodontidae.
CUGUUUUGGGAGAAACGACUGCAGGGUUUGAGUGCCUGUGACAUAGCCGAGCAAAUCAUUAAAUCAAUGGAACUUCCCAAAGGAUUGCAAGGUAUUGGUCCUGGUCAUACAAAUGAGGCGCUAUUGUCAGCAAUAGCAAGUGCUUUGCAUACCAGUUCUGGACCCAUUACAGGGCAAGUGUCUGCAGCUGUAGAAAAGAACCCAGCGGUUUGGCUUAACACUUACCAACCACUCUGCAGAGCGUUUGUUGUCACAGAUAAGGAUAUCAGCAGGAAGUAUAAAUGGAGUCGAUGGAUGAAGGCUGGUUUGUGUGAUGGACUGGGCUAUGUUCAUGAUUCUCUGUGGUUUUUUGCGGUCUUGGGAAGAUCACUUGCAAGACCAUGCUGUGAUGCAUCCAGAUAG